Anopheles maculipalpis is the source of this 807-nucleotide messenger RNA. Its product is annotated as post-GPI attachment to proteins factor 2-like. Lineage: Eukaryota; Metazoa; Arthropoda; Insecta; Diptera; Culicidae. Gene Ontology annotation, biological process: GPI anchor biosynthetic process. Bases 1 to 807 code for a protein of 268 amino acids. The record is from RefSeq and is a predicted model, not a curated record. Gene Ontology annotation, cellular component: endoplasmic reticulum membrane; Golgi membrane. The transcript is spliced from 2 exons.
AUGUUACCCCAGUACGAACGACUCUCAGACGGCGACGCAGGCGAUACGACGGGCGGCGGCGGCCUGCGAAGAAGUAAUGUUCGCGUUCGCUUUGGCAAACUGGCCGUUGCGACGGUUAUGCUGCCGGUUGCGGGAUUUCUGUUCUGUGUUAUCUGGUCACUGCUGUACAACUUCGAGCAAGCUAAUGCGACCCACUGUCUGGUGUACAACUUUCUACCGUCGCUAUCAGCCGCGAUCGGCAACUACCAGCCGCAACGAUUCGUAUGGCAAUUUUCGGUACUGUUUCACGCUCCGUUUCGGUAUGCAAUCGCAUUUCUGUAUAAAAACCAUCACCUCACGCUGCUGGGCCGGAAGCAUCGUAAGGAGUGGGCCUAUCUGGCGUGCAUACUAAACAUUGUCGAGCUGAGCUCAUUGGUCGGGUUGAGUUUGUGGACUUCCAGCAAUAACUACGAAAUACACAAAUUUUGCUUCAGUGCCUUCGUGAUAUGUUCCAUCCUGUACAUGCAGCUGGUGGUGCUGAUCAAUCGACUGACUCGUGCCGAGGAGAUGCUGACGCUGGCCGAGCGUAAAUCACUGCGCUGUAAGCGUCGAAUUUUGGUGGCAAAUGUGGCUUCCAUACUGUUCGCGGUGUACUUCUUCGUGCGCCACAAUAACAAUUGUGAGCCGGGCAUUUAUUCGCUGUUUGCCCUAAGCGAGUACGUGUUCGUGUACACCAACAUUGGCUUCCACAUGACGGCCUACUGGGACUUUAUCAACGCAAACGUGUACUUCCACUGGCGCACCGGCAUACACUUCAGCUCGGUUUAG